This is a messenger RNA of Megalops cyprinoides (Indo-Pacific tarpon), 1779 nucleotides long. RefSeq names its product VPS26, retromer complex component A (gene vps26a). Gene Ontology annotation, cellular component: endosome; retromer complex. The transcript has 9 exons. Bases 81 to 1064 code for a protein of 327 amino acids. Gene Ontology annotation, biological process: intracellular protein transport; retrograde transport, endosome to Golgi. The record is from RefSeq and is a predicted model, not a curated record. NCBI's taxonomy places the organism in Eukaryota, Metazoa, Chordata, Actinopteri, Elopiformes, Megalopidae.
AUGACUAAGGAAGCGUUAGGAAAGGGUUUACAAGGGAUCGUAAUAAACUACGGCCAUAUACUUUCUGGAAGCAGAUUGAAAUGAGUUUCCUCGGAGGGCUAUUCGGUCCCGUGUGUGAAAUUGAUGUCGUCCUCAACGAUGCGGAUACCAGGAAGACGGCAGAGCUCAAGACAGAGGAGGGAAAAAUGGAAAAGCACUUCCUCUUCUAUGAUGGAGAGUCGGUUUCGGGGAAGGUGAACCUCACUGUGAAACAGACAGGGAAGAGACUAGAGCACCAGGGUAUCCGAAUUGAGUUUGUUGGCCAGAUCGAGCUGUUCAGCGACAAGAGCAACACGCAUGAGUUUGUGAACCUGGUGAAGGAGCUGGCCCUGCCGGGGGAGCUGACGCACAACAGAAGCUACGACUUUGAGUUCAUGCAGGUGGAGAAGCCAUACGAGUCCUACGUGGGAGCAAACGUCCGACUGAGGUACUUCCUCAAAGUGACGAUAGUUAGAAGACUAUCAGAUCUGGUUAAGGAGUAUGACCUCAUUGUCCAUCAGCUGGCCACGUACCCCGAUGUCAAUAACUCCAUCAAGAUGGAAGUGGGCAUCGAGGACUGCCUGCACAUAGAGUUUGAGUAUAACAAGUCCAAGUACCACUUGAAAGAUGUCAUUGUGGGCAAAAUCUACUUCCUGCUGGUGAGGAUUAAAAUCCAGCACAUGGAGCUACAGUUAAUCAAGAAGGAGAUCACAGGAAUUGGACCAAGCACAACUACGGAAACUGAGACGGUUGCGAAGUAUGAGAUCAUGGAUGGAGCUCCUGUAAAAGGAGAGUCAAUUCCUAUUCGGCUGUUCCUGGCCGGCUAUGACCUCACUGCCACCAUGAGAGACGUCAACAAGAAGUUCUCUGUCCGCUAUUUCCUCAACCUGGUGCUGGUUGACGAGGAGGACAGGAGAUACUUCAAACAGCAGGAGAUCGUUUUGUGGAGAAAGGCCCCAGAGAAACUAAGGAAACGCAACUACCACCAGCGCUACGAGCCGUCCGAACCCCGGCCAGCCCUCCCUGCUGAGCAGCCAGAAAUGUGAAAAACCCAGGGAGGAGGGGCGAUGUCUCUGCAGAGUAGCGAAUUGGAAGAAAGGGUGGGGGUUGGGGGGGGAAUCUGCAGAAUAGCCAAUUGGAAACAAGGGGCUGGGACUCUGCAGAGCAGUGAUUUGAAAGCAAGGGGGCGGGAACUCUGAAAAGUAGCAAAUUGGAAGCAAGGAGGGGAAACGCCAUUGGUCUGAAAUAAAAGUGAGGCAGGCCAAAAAGUGACCACAUGCCACCACCUCGCACAGCCGCCUUUCACACCGCCUUUUUCCAUCCACUCUGCUGUCGAAAUCAAGCUUGCUGAAUCUGCAGACUGUUGUCCUUGUAACAUACGAAAUGGGAAAACUAAAACACUGUAAUGUUUCAAAGCAGCCAUUCCUUUUAUACCGCACAUUAGAGCCUCCCACACGAAGAAAUACACUUAGUCAUGCAAGAAGGUCUAAACAGGAAGAAAUCUAUACAACUAGUACAAAACUGUUUGUACGUCUUAGGAAGAAUGUCCUAAUGCAUGCAGGCCGGUUAAUUUCUGUGAAUAUAGAGUCAUGAUGAUGUGUUAAAAAUAGGCCAUGAGUCCCGCCUUUAAAAGUACACAUUCUGACCACAGCCAUGUUCCCACGGUGCCCUUUUUGAAAUCAUUGAGGAGAUGUAAACAAGUUAUAUCAAAAGUCUAAUUUAUUUAGCAUUUAUGUUUGUGAAUUAUAUGUUAUGUUUGUU